Messenger RNA from Aspergillus pseudonomiae, 1416 nucleotides. Its product is annotated as putative oxalate decarboxylase. The coding region runs from base 1 to 1416 and encodes 471 amino acids. Lineage: Eukaryota; Fungi; Ascomycota; Eurotiomycetes; Eurotiales; Aspergillaceae. Gene Ontology annotation, biological process: oxalate metabolic process. The transcript is spliced from 7 exons. The record is from RefSeq and is a predicted model, not a curated record.
AUGAGAUCCCUCCUCUAUUAUACCGGCUGCUUCAUUGCUGUCCUUGGUACUGUUCAUGGUGCCCCCGCUAGGAACGCCAUCCGGAACUCCGGGAAUCCUCCAUUGAGAGGAUCCGAGGACCUUCUGGGGUACUCUUCUGACAAUAAAUUAUCCGACCAUUCCACCGAAGAAGUCAAGUAUACCCUUCUUCCGGCGCAGAAGGAGGAUCCGAAGAUAGGAUCAUAUCUGGACUUUGAGAAGGCCGAUAACCCGCAGCCCAUUCGCGGCGACCUGGGAGCGUCCGACCCUGGUCCUCGCAACUACAACUAUGACCGGAUUAACAGCGAUAAGCUAGCUCCCCCGGGGACAGACAAUGGACAGACAAUCAAUGCGCAAUGGCCGAUGGGCUCACUCAGGGACAGAUACGGCUCUGAGAACUCGGGAUGGGCUCGUCAAGAGAACACCGUCGUCAUGCCUGACGCGACUAAGAUGGCCGGUGUCGAUAUGCGCCUGGAAGCCGGGGCGUAUCGUGAAUUGCACUGGCACGUGGCAAGUGAGUGGUCUUUGGUGCUUAACGGAUCGUGUCGCAUUCAGGCGGUUAACGAGAACGGCGAAACCUUUGUCGACGACGUGACAGAAGGUGAUGUGUGGUUUUUCCCUCCUGGUGUUCCCCAUUCCAUCCAAGCCCUAGACGCAGGGGUUGAGUUCCUCCUCGUCUUCGACGACGGGGAUUUCUCUGAAGACAACACCUUCCUCGCAUCCCAAGUCUUCAGCCACAACCCCAGAUCUGUGCUAGCCAAAAACUUCGACCUCCCCAUCUCCGCCUUCAACGACAUCCCAGAGGACGAACUCUACAUUUUCCCCGGUACUAAAGCCCCCAAAGAUAUCGAGGAGCAAAACGUAACAACAGCCGCUGGCAUCGUGCCUCUAAGCCAAAGCUACUCAUACCAUUUCUCUGAGCAACCAGCUCAUGAAGUCGCCGGCGGUUCCGUGAAGAUCGUCGACCCUGUCACCUUCCCAAUCGCCACUAACUUCGCCGCCGCCAUUGUGACUGUGAAACCCGGCGGCAUGCGCGAGAUCCACUGGCACCCCACCAGCGACGAGUGGACGUUUUUCAUCAAGGGCAAGGCCCGCGCGACGUUGUUCACGGCGCCUACAACGGCGACCACGUUCGAUUACCGCGCUGGCGAUGUGGGCUAUUUCCCGCAGUCGAAUAGCCAUUAUAUUGAGAAUACGGGGGAUGAGGAUUUGAUGUUUUUGGAGGUUUUGCAGACUGACAAGUUCACCGAUAUUGCCCUCGGCCAAUGGAUCGGGUCCACUCCGAAGCAGAUCGUGGCCGAUACAUUGAAGCUGCCUGAGAGUGCUCUAAGUAAACUGAAGACAGAGAAACAGUACGUGGUUGCUGGGUCGAAUGUGACGGAUGUUGCAAAGAGAUGA